UUCCCUAUAUUUGCAGGUCUUUAUUGGAUAACAAGACCUAUCUUGUUUCAGAAAAAAUCGUAAAACAAAAUCAGGCAAUUAUGGACGUCUUGGCAUCACAUUCAGUAUUGCUAAAUAAAAUCUAUAAAAAUGAAACGAUGCCCACCGAAGUGUCAACUGUUUUCCCGAUAAAAACGGUGGAAGAAUUAGAGAAACUGAAUAACGGUAUAUCUGAGGAGGAUAUUCCUUUUUAUGUUGCAACUGUUAAAAUGAAGAUAAAAGCUGGCGGUUUAAUUAAAAAUUUCAGCAAACUGAUUUCCGAAGACAUUUGUCUGAAGUACAAUUAUAAUGGAACACACGGCAAAUUGCCAUUUUGCCAGUAUUUAAAAAUUAACGGCUAUUUUGAAGGGGCAGUUGGUGAUGAAAAUUAUACUUCACUGAUCAAACAAGCAUUUAAAAGGCUUGCAUUUUCGUGGAGUUAA
This is a messenger RNA of Hermetia illucens (black soldier fly), 461 nucleotides long. RefSeq lists its product as uncharacterized. Lineage: Eukaryota; Metazoa; Arthropoda; Insecta; Diptera; Stratiomyidae. Bases 81 to 461 code for a protein of 126 amino acids. The transcript is spliced from 4 exons. The record is from RefSeq and is a predicted model, not a curated record.